AAUAAUCAUAUUUGUAAGGAUUUGCACGAAUGCGCAUUUUUAUGUUUAAAAUUAAUGAACGCUUGAUUCGGAUUUUUCAGUUAUUUAGGCCGGGCCUAUAAACUAAUCUAAGGUAAAGAAAAUCAGUCCAAACUAACCAUGUGAACUCAAGAACGGCGAUGAGACAAUUUCCCAACUACCAUUUCAUGCUGCAAAGAUAUACAUCCGCUUUAGGCCAGUCACUAAUAUGUGGAUAAUUAGAGCUAUUUGUUCCUUAAACUUGUACAGGUAUUUAAACCAUUUUCAUAGUAUAAACCACUAAAAAUGCAGACUUAAAAAAACAUGCCAUAAAGAGAUAUGAUAUGCAAAUAUUAAUUUGCUUUAAUAAAUAGUCAUCUCUGACAUUUCUCAAAACUAUAUUUUUUUCAUGUUUUUUUUCUCGCACUAGUAUUAACGCGCUUUUUUUGUAAUAUCCCAAACCCCCUAAGCGAGAGUCUAUGAUAUAGUUUAAUUCAAACUAGAAAAAAAUAAAUACGCGAGAUCAGCUAUUAACAAAGACAUUUUUAAAGUCAGGUUAAAUUAUAUAUAAAGAUGUAUUAUAAACCCAUACUGUUAAGACUCUAUAGAUAUAAAUAAAGUAUCAAAGCACAAAAUUUAUUAUACAGCUAACUGUCACAAUCAUUUAUCAUUACAAAUUAUUAUUUUGCUGUUAAAAAGUGUACGUUUUUUUGUAUACCUUUUAUAAAGAAGAUUAUUUAGUUCUUUAUUGAAAGUUUGUAUCCCAAUAUUUCGAGUGUACCUGUUAUUGAACUGAAGUAUAUUUGCUUUAACUUAACAACUAUACGCGUCUUUCAAUUGUGCAUUAUUGAAGUGUCUUACUUUAAAAAAAGAAAUAUUUUAGAUAGGAGUUAUUCACACGAAAUUUAUGACCCACAUGAUGUUCAGGAAUCCAUUUCUUUCGGAUAGCUUCGGACCGGACUAUGAGUCUCCCAUGUCACGCGGUUUUAAUUUAAAUGGAGCAGUUCUACACAAUUCGCCAAGGCUUUUCAGCCGCGGUGGUUCAAGCCUUCCGAGAUGGUUAAACUUUAAGACAGCCAAGAAUGGAACGUCACAAAAUCUGAAAGCGGAAGCUCAUGUUUCGACUAAAGUUGAAACGGUUGAGACCCAAGUUAAGGAAACGGUUGAGACACAAGUUAAGAAAAUUCCAAGUUACGUGCGGAGCAAUUCAAACAGAUCAAGUAAAUCUUCGACCUCUUCAAAUAACUUACAAAGGAAAGUAGAAGAGCAGCAACUAAAAACGAAAACUGAAGAAUGGAAGAAACAACGAACGUACGAAAGUGUACGGAAACGAAGACAUUUGAGGACGAAACAGAUGAACUGGAAGUUGCGGAUAGUAAGACGCUUCUAUGUGCCAUCGGUGUUCUGUUUAUUGAUGGGAACUGUCGGUAUUUUCUGUUCAACAGUCCGGAGCUUGGGUGAAGGCACAAUGUUCUGGACUUAUAAAGAACAGUUUAGAAUAAUUGGAUUAAUAGUAACUGUAGCUGGCGUGUUAUUUUUACUAAUUACUGUCGGUGUGGAAAGUCAGAUUGCACAAAAAAUGAAGAAAAAGGGAAUUCGUGAAGCCGAUCCUUUUAUUCAUCCCGAUUUUCUGAAAGAGCCGAGUCACAUAGAACGACAGAUAUCGAAACAGUCAUCUUCAUGUUCAUUUGAUAUAUAACGUUUCCUUUGUUAGACUUCAAUCAUCCAGACACAACAUAGGUCACAUUACGCAUUUCCAGCAUCGCAUUGAUCUUUCGGAUGUUUUAACAAGCACACGCUGAAAAGCUUUCAAAUUUCAGUGUGCUCAUAUCCUGUCAGUACCUUUAGUUUGCAACAACAAACUGAUUAGUUCUAACGAGAGUUCGAAAGCUAUCUAGUGAAAUAGAUAUAUCCGGGUUCUAUACUAUAUUGAGGAAGUAUUAAAGGGAGAAAUCCAAUCAAAGUGAAUGAACCCCGAACAAGAGAUAAAAGACUUAGUGUUUCUCUUUAAAAGCUGAACAUGUUUGAGAUUAACAGUACAACACACACAUAAAAUUAUGUCUGUCAGAAUUUUCUACAAAAUAUACUGUUAUCUAAAUAAAACAAAAAUUGGCCGCAACGUUUAUAUCUUUAGCAGCGUUUUUAUUAUACAUACAUGUAAUACCUAUUAUAUUUUUGUGUGCUGAUUUGGGAAAGGUUUCCUGAUACUAGCUGUAGUUCCGAUUCUUCAUGAAAUUUGAAAAAAUCUAGACAGACCGAACAAAAAUACCAACUUUUGCUAAAGAUAGACUAAGUUUGGACAAAAAACAAGAAUUUUGGAUGUAAAGGCUAACAUAUAAGGUCUAAGCUCUUUGGAGCUCUAUCUUUAGAACAUUCAAAAUGGCCGCCAUUUAAAAAAAUCGUCAUUUCAGUAAAAGUUUCAUCUUAUUCUUGAUACAUAUUCAUGAAAAAAAUAGAUUCAUACCUAGCCCUAGGGUCAGGUGAUGCAUUUGCAUGCAGUGAUGUCAAUUCAUAUAUUAGUCUGUCUGUACAUCUGUCCGUCCGUACGUCAAAAUGCCUUCUUUCUUUAAACAAUAUAUUUGUGCGUAUAACUAUAAUAGAUGAAUCCCGUAAUGCGCAACUUGACUUUAAUUCUGUAUUAGUAUCCAGGAAAUGAAUAUGUCUGACUAACCUUUGGGGAUAUAUUAUUUUUUUCCGUCCGUCUGUCCGUUCUUUCG
This is a messenger RNA of Mercenaria mercenaria, 2714 nucleotides long. RefSeq lists its product as uncharacterized. The record is from RefSeq and is a predicted model, not a curated record. The transcript is spliced from 3 exons. The coding region runs from base 905 to 1696 and encodes 263 amino acids. Lineage: Eukaryota; Metazoa; Mollusca; Bivalvia; Venerida; Veneridae.